Thlaspi arvense is the source of this 11990-nucleotide messenger RNA. The record is from the annotation of a GenBank genome assembly. Lineage: Eukaryota; Viridiplantae; Streptophyta; Magnoliopsida; Brassicales; Brassicaceae.
CAUAAAUUAUGUCGGAGUUCUCCGACUGAAGAAGGAGAGAAAACAAAAAAACAAAACAAAAAUGAGAGGGAAAAUUGCUUAGAGAAUCAUCGUUAUCAUCUUCCAUAGUACUCCUCCUCGAAGUCGUCUUCGCUCUUUCCUCUCGAAAAUCUCCAGAAUUCUCUCUAAUUAAGUAGCUUCGGUAAAACCCCUCGUGAAUUCCACUUGUUUUUUUGACCUAGUCCGGCACUUGUGAGGAGCGUUAAGAGAAUCGUCGCUUCGGAGAUCGUCGGAGACGGCGGAGGAGCUCCGCCGUGUAAAUUAGUUGUUCACCAUGAGUCCAAUUCAGAAUUUCGAGCAACACUCCCGCCGUCUCAUCGAUCCUGACCUCCCUAUCCAGGCAAGGCUUGAGAUGGUGGUGGAGGUCAGAGACAGUCUAGAGAUAGCUCAUACAGCUGAGUACUUGAAUUUCUUGAAAUGUUACUUCCCAGCAUUCUCAAUGAUUCUUCUACAGAACACGAAACCGCAGUUCAUUGAUAAUCCCGAGCACAAGUUGCGGAACAUCGUCGUCGAGAUACUUAAUCGUCUUCCUCACAGCGAGGUUCUUCGUCCCUUUGUGCAGGACCUCUUGAAGGUCGCUAUGCAGGUGCUCACGACGGAUAACGAAGAGAACGGGCUGAUCUGCAUCCGGAUAAUCUUCGACCUUCUUAGGAACUUUAGGCCAACGCUAGAGAACGAGGUUCAGCCAUUCCUAGACUUUGUAUGCAAGAUCUAUCAGAUUUUCAGAUUCACUGUUAGCCAUUUCUUCGACAAUGUUAAGAUGGAAGAGGUGAAGCCUGUGGAGACGUCUACGUCUUCUGAUCAUCAGUCCCUUACACCUAUCACACCUGUCGGGAACGGGCAGCUUAACCCGAGUACUCGGUCGUUCAAGAUAAUCACGGAGAGCCCUCUUGUUGUCAUGUUCCUUUUCCAGCUCUAUAGUCGGCUCGUACAGACCAACAUCCCUCAUCUGCUUCCCUUAAUGGUCGCUGCUAUAUCUGUCCCUGGACCUGAGAAUGUCCCUUCGCAUUUGAAGCCUCAGUUCAUAGAGUUGAAGGGUGCACAGGUUAAGACGGUUUCUUUUUUGACAUAUUUGUUAAAAAGUUGCGCUGAAUAUAUCCGGCCGCAUGAAGAAAGUAUAUGUAAAAGCAUUGUAAAUUUGCUUGUGACCUGUUCAGACUCUGCAUCUAUCAGAAAGGAACUCUUAGUUUCAUUAAAGCAUGUGCUUGGGACGGAUUUCAAGAGAGGCUUAUUUCCUCUUAUUGACACUCUUUUAGAUGAGAGGGUUCUAGUUGGAACAGGACGAGCUUGUUUUGAGUCUUUGAGGCCUUUGGCUUACAGCCUGCUCGCGGAGAUCGUUCACCACGUUCGCGGAGACCUUUCUCUUUCUCAGUUAUCGCGGAUUAUCUACCUAUUUUCAAGAAACAUGCAUGACUCUACCCUCUCUCUUAGUAUCCAUACAACAUGUGCUCGGCUGAUGCUAAAUCUGGUAGAACCAAUAUUUGAGAAAGGUGUUGAUCAGCAGUCAAUGGAUGAAGCACGGGUUUUACUGGGACGUAUCCUCGAUGCCUUUGUUGGGAAAUUCAGUACUUUCAAGCGAACUAUUCCUCAGCUUUUGGAGGAGGGUGAGGUGGGAAAGGAUCGGGUCACGUUGAGGGCAAAGCUUGAACUUCCUGUCCAGGCAGUUUUGAAUGUGCAGGUUCCUGUCGAACAUUCAAAAGAAGUGAAUGAUUGUAAGAAUUUGAUCAAGACACUGGUCAUGGGAAUGAAAACAAUAAUAUGGAGUAUAACCCAUGCCCAUUUACCUCGACCUCAGGGGAUGAACCCUCAAGCUCUGGCUUCACAAUCAUCUGCUCCUCAGGGUUUUAAAGGAAUGAGAGAAGAUGAGGUGUGGAAAGCCUCUGGUGUUUUAAGGAGUGGUGUUCACUGCUUAGCUCUCUUCAAAGAAAAGGAUGAGGAGAAGGAAAUGCUUAGUCUUUUCUCCCAGAUUCUUGCUAUUAUGGAACCUCGAGAUCUAAUGGACAUGUUCUCUUUAUGCAUGCCAGAGCUUUUUGAGUGCAUGAUUAACAAUAAUCAACUGGUUCAGAUAUUUGCAGCACUUCUGCUAGCUCCCAAAGUCUACAAGCCAUUUGCAGAUGUUUUGAUUAAUUUACUAGUAAGCAGCAAACUUGAUGUUCUGAAGAAUCCAGAUUCAGAUGCAACUAAAUUAGUUUUGCAUCUGUUUAGAUGCAUCUUUGGGGCUGUUACGAAAACACCAUCGGAUUUUGAAAGAAUAUUACAGCACCACGUGCCUGUUAUUAUGGAAGUCUGCAUGAAGAAUGCUACCGAAGUUGAAAAACCUCUUGGUUAUAUGCAAUUGCUCCGCACUGUGUUCAGAGGUCUCGCUGGGUGUAAAUAUGAGCUGCUUCUGAGAGAUUUGAUUCCAAUGCUGCUACCUUGUCUUAAUAUUCUUCUGACAAUGCUCGAAGGUCCAGCUGGGGAGGACAUGAAAGAUCUUUUGUUAGAGCUUUGUUUGACGCUUCCUGCACGCUUGAGCUCCUUAUUGCCAUACCUUCCCCGUCUCAUGAAGCCUCUUGUGUUCACUUUGAGGGGAAGCGAUGAACUUGUGAGCUUGGGGUUACGCACCCUUGAAUUCUGGGUGGAUAGUCUGAAUCCUGAUUUUCUGGAACCUAGCAUGGCGAAUGUGAUGUCUGAAGUGAUCUUAGCAUUAUGGUCCCAUUUGAGGCCUGUGCCAUAUCCUUGGGGUGGAAAAGCUUUACAAAUCCUUGGAAAGUUGGGUGGUCGCAACCGAAGAUUUUUGAAAGAGCCUCUUACACUUGAAUGCAAAGAUAAUCCAGAGCAUGGGCUCCGGUUAGUUCUUACAUUUGAGCCAUCCACGCCAUUUCUGGUGCCGUUAGACAAAUUCAUUAAUCUUGCUGUAACAGCGGUUAUUCAGAGGAACAAUGGCAUGGACAUCUACUACCGAAAGCAAGCUCUAAAAUUCCUCCGUGUAUGCUUAUUGUCUCAGCUAAAUUUGCCUGGAUGUGUCACUGAUGUGGGUCAAACGCCCAGGCAAUUAUCAACUUUGUUACGUUCCUCUGUUGAUUCAUCUUGGCACAGGAGUGAAUCAGUGGAAAUUAAGGCUGACCUAGGAGUAAAAACAAAGACCCAGUUAAUGGCUGAGAAGUCAAUCUUCAAGACACUGUUGAUCACUAUACUUGCUGCCAGUUCUGAUUCGGAUCUCAGUGACUCGGAUGAUGACUUUGUUGUUAACAUUUGCCGCCAUUUUGCUAUUGUUCUGCAUAUUGACUAUACCUCCUCAAAUGCAUCAGCUAGCACCAGUUCACUUGGGGGUUCUGUGAUUUCGGCGAGUUCCAGGUCCAAGGGUAAUCGAUCGUCUAACUUAAAGCAGUUAGAUCCUUUGAUAUUUUUAGAUGCGCUGGUCGAUGUGCUUGCAGAUGAAAACAGGCUCCACGCCAAAGCUGCUCUGAAUGCGUUAAAUGUGUUUGCUGAAACACUUUUGUUCCUUGCUCGUGUCAAACAUGCUGAUGUGCUGAUGGCUAGGGGUGGUCACAAUGCUUCCAUGAUUGUCUCGAGCCCUUCAACAAAUCCUGUAUAUUCACCCCAUCCAAGUGUGCGAAUUCCAGUGUUUGAACAACUUUUGCCCCGGCUUUUGCAUGGCUGUUAUGGGAGCACAUGGCAAGCGCAGAUGGGAGGGGUUAUGGGGUUAGGUGCAUUGGUGGGAAAAGUGAAUGUUGAAACAUUAUGUCAUUUCCAAGUAAAGAUUGUGCGUGGUCUGGUUUAUGUUCUAAAGCGGCUUCCUGUUUAUGCUAGCAAAGAGCAAGAUGAGACGAGUCAGGUUCUUAUGCAGAUUCUACGAGUGGUUAAUAAUGUUGACGAAGCAAACAGUGAAGCACGUAGAAAAAGCUUUCAAGAUGUUGUAGAAUAUCUUGCUACAGAGUUGUUCAAUCCUAACGCAUCCAUCCCUGUGAGGAAAAAUGUACAGAACUGCCUUGCACUUUUGGCUAGCCGAACUGGAAGUGAGGUAACUGAGUUGCUUGAGCCUUUGUACCAACUAUUGCUGCAGCCACUUAUAAUGCGUCCACUACGAUCAAAGACAGUUGAUCAACAGGUUGGAACAGUUGCAGCUUUAAAUUUUUGCUUGGCACUGAGGCCCCCACUUCUAAAAGUGACUCCGGAGUUGGUUAAUUUUCUGCAAGAAGCAUUGCAAAUAGCUGAGGCUGAUGAAACUGCAUGGGCUGUGAAAUUGAUGAAUCCUAAAGUACUUACAUCGUUGAACAGACUUCGAACAGCUUGUAUCGAGCUUCUGUGCACAACUAUGGCGUGGACUGAUUUCCGAACGCAGACUCACAAUGAACUACGAGCCAAAAUAAUUUCCAUGUUUUUCAAGUCUCUAACAUGUAGAGCACCAGAAAUCGUGGCGGUCGCUAAGGAGGGUUUAAGACAGGUUAUUAAUCAACAACGAAUGCCCAAGGAACUUCUUCAGAGUAGCCUCAGGCCGAUACUAGUGAAUUUGGCACACACAAAGAAUCUCAGUAUGCCUUUACUGCAAGGUCUGGCACGCCUUCUUGAGCUUCUGUCAAAUUGGUUUAAUGUGACAUUAGGAGGAAAGUUGCUGGAGCACCUCAAAAAAUGGUUGGAGCCAGAGAAACUUGCCCAGUCUCAGAAAUCAUGGAAAGCUGGAGAAGAGCCCAAAAUAGCAGCUGCUAUUAUUGAGCUCUUCCACUUACUUCCACAUGCUGCUUCAAAAUUUCUAGAUGAACUUGUAACCUUAACCAUUGACUUAGAAGCAGCUCUUCCUCCUGGGCAAGUGUACAGUGAGAUUAAUAGCCCAUACCGUCUACCGCUUACCAAGUUUUUGAAUCGAUAUGCAAGCCUCGCUGUUGAUUAUUUUCUUUCUAGAUUAAGUGAACCAAAAUAUUUCCGAAGGUUUAUGUAUAUAAUCCGAUCAGAUGCGGGCCAACUAUUAAGAGAAGAACUAGCAAAGUCUCCACAGAAGAUACUUUCAUAUGCCUUUCCUGAAAUUUUACCAAAACCUGAUGCUACAAUGAGCACGACAGCUUCAACUCCUCCAGCUACAUCAUGUGGAGAUGAAAAUCUUGUCUCUGUUAAAUCGGAGAGUUCUAACACGGCAUUAACAAAGGCUAAUGAAGCAUCGGAUGCGUAUUUUCAGGGGCUCUAUCUCAUUAAAACAAUGGUGAAACUGAUACCCAGCUGGCUGCAGAGUAACCGCAGUGUUUUUGAUACCUUGGUUCUCAUUUGGAAAUCACCUUCAAGGAUAUCUCGUUUGCAGAAUGAGCAAGAGCUGAACUUAGUUCAGGUGAAAGAGAGCAAAUGGCUUGUGAAGUGCUUCUUGAAUUACCUACGGCAUGAAAAAUCUGAAGUGAAUGUUCUCUUCGACAUUCUCUCGAUUUUCUUGUUCCAUAGCCGCAUUGACUACACCUUUUUGAAGGAAUUCUACAUUAUUGAGGUUGCUGAAGGUUAUCAGCCCAACAUGAAAAGAGCACUUCUCCUGCAUUUUCUUGACCUUUUCCACUCCAAACAACUCGGCCAUGAUCAUUUAGUUCAGGCAAUGCAAAUGCUUAUUCUUCCAAUGCUUUCUCAUGCUUUCCAAAACGGCCAAACAUGGGAGGUUAUUGACCCUGAUAUUGUCAAAACCAUUGUGGAGAGGCUUCUUGAUCCACCCGAAGAGGUUUCGGCUGAAUAUGAUGAACCUUUAAGGAUCGAACUUUUGCAAUUAGCAACUUUGCUUCUAAAAUAUCUCCAGAGUGACUUGGUUCAUCAUAGAAAAGAGCUCAUUAAGUUUGGAUGGAAUCAUCUCAAACGGGAAGAUAGUGCCAGUAAACAGUGGGCAUUUGUUAAUGUUUGCCACUUCUUGGAUGCUUACCAGGCUCCUGAGAAAAUAAUUCUUCAGGUUUUCGUUGCGCUUCUUAGGACAUGCCAGCCGGAGAAUAAGAUGCUAGUUAAGCAAGCCCUGGAUAUUCUAAUGCCGGCUUUACCUAAAAGGCUACCUCUUGGCGAUUCACGCAUGCCAAUUUGGAUAAGAUACACCAAAAAAAUAUUGGUGGAGGAAGGUCAUUCAAUUCCAAAUCUGAUCCACAUCUUCCUACUUGUUGUUCGGCAUUCAGAUCUCUUUUACAGCUGUAGAGCACAAUUUGUCCCUCAGAUGGUGAAUUCAUUAAGUCGUUUAGGUUUGCCAUAUAAUACUACUGUUGAGAAUAGGCGGCUGGCAAUUGAACUUGCUGGAUUGGUUGUCAGCUGGGAAAGGCAAAGACAGAAUGAAAUGAAAAUGGCCACUGAUACUGAUGGAACCAGUCAGGCUCCUGAUGAAUUACAUACUUCAUCUGGUGCUGAUCCUAAGCGUUCAACAGAUGGAUCUGCCACAUCAGAAGAUCCAAGUAAACGAGUUAAAAUUGAACCUGGUCUCUCAUCAAUCUGUGUCAUGUCACCUGGUGGUGGAUCAUCAAUCCCCAACGUCGAGACUCCUGGAUCUGCUACCCAGCCUGACGAGGAAUUCAAGCCAAAUGCUGCCAUGGAAGAAAUGAUCAUUAAUUUUCUCAUAAGAUCAGAUCCGGCAACAGCACUUGCUCAGGGAUUGGAUGUCAUGAACAAAGUUCUGGAAAAGCAGCCACAUCUUUUCAUUAGGAACAACAUCAGCCAGAUUUCGCAGAUUCUUGAACCGUGUUUCAAACACAAGAUGCUCGAUGCUGGUAAAUCGUUAUGCUCCUUGUUGAAGAUGGUCUUCACCGCGUUCCCUCUGGAUGCAGCUAAUACACCAUCUGACAUAAAGCUAUUGUACCAGAAAGUCAAUGAGCUGAUAAACAAACAUGUGACUGCUGUUACUGCUCCACAAGCUUCAGGAGAUGAUAACUCUUAUGGUUCAGUUAGCUUUGUACUUCUUGUCAUCAAAACCUUGGCCAGGGUACAUAAAAACUUUGUUGAUUCAUAUGUGGUGGUGCGUAUCCUUCAACGCCUUGCGCGGGACCUGGGAUCAGCUGUGGGUUCUCAUCCUAGACAAGGUCAGCGAGCAGAUUCAGAUUCUGCAGUAACUUCUUCUCGUCAAAGUGCUGAUGUUGGAUCAGUCAUAUGUAAUAUAAAGUCGGUCAUGGAACUUAUUGAUGAAACGGUCAUGCUUAUACCAGAUUGCAAAAAAUCUGUUACUCAAAUACUGAACACCUUGCUUUCCGAAAAGGGUACUGAUGCUAGUGUGCUUCUCUGCAUACUUGACAUGAUAAAAAGGUGGGUUGAGGAUGAUUCCAGCAAAACAGGUGCAUCUGGAAUGUCUGGUUCUUUCCUUACCCAAAAGGAUGUAGUUGCUUUUCUCAAUAAGCUUUCGUGUAUUGAUAAGCAACACUUCGCAUCUGAUGCUUUGGAAGAGUGGGAUCAGAAGUAUCUGCAGCUGUUAUAUGGACUUUGUGCGGAUUCAACAAAGUACCCACUGGCCUUACGACAAGAGGUCUCUCUGAAAGUUGAAAGACAUUUUAUGCUUGGUUUACGGGCAAGGGAUCCUGAGAUGAGAAGGAAGUUCUUCUUGUUAUAUCACGAGUCUCUUGGAAAAAAUUUGUUUGCACGGUUGCAGUACAUUGUUCAAAUCCAGGAUUGGGAAGCUUUAAGUGAUGUUUUUUGGCUCAAACAAGGUCUUGAUCUCCUUUUAGCUAUCUUAGUCGAGGAUAAGCCAAUUAGUCUGGCGCCAAAUUCUGCCAGGGUACCACCACUUUUACCUUCUGAUAAUCCUGGAAUACAACACCAGCCUCUUGCUACCUUAGAGGGUCCUGAAGAAGUUGCUUCAAUGUUUGACAACAUUGUUAUGAAGCAUGCACAAUUUCUGAGCGCGACAAGCAAACUUCAGGUGGCUGAUGUUGUCAUCCCUUUGAGGGAGCUGGCACACACGGAUGCAAAUGUCGCAUAUCAUCUGUGGGUUUUGGUAUUUCCAAUUGUAUGGGUAACCCUGCUCAAGGAAGAACAGGUUACUUUGGCUAAACCUAUGAUUUCUCUCCUGUCAAAGGACUACCAUAAGAAGCAGCAAGGACACCGGCCAAAUGUUGUGCAAGCACUCCUGGAAGGGCUUCAGUUGAGCCACCCGCAGCCUAGGAUGCCUAGUGAGCUUAUCAAAUAUAUUGGAAAAACGUACAAUGCAUGGCAUCUCGCGUUGGCGUUGCUAGAGAGCCAUGUGAUGUUGUUCAUGACUGACUCAAAAUGUGCCGAGUCUCUUGCUGAGCUUUAUCGUUUGUUAAAUGAAGAAGAUAUGAGAUUUGGGUUGUGGAAGAAGCGGUCCAUCACUGCUGAAACGAGAUCUGGACUUUCAUUAGUUCAGCAUGGUUUUUGGCAGCGUGCUCAAAGCCUCUUUUAUCAGGCAAUGGUUAAGGCAACCCAAGGCACUUAUAAUAACACAGUCCCUAAGGCUGAAAUGUGUCUGUGGGAGGAGCAGUGGCUUCACUGUGCCACUCAGCUUGGUCAAUGGGAUGCCCUGGUAGAUUUUGGUAAAAGCAUUGAGAACUAUGAAAUACUGCUUGAUAGUCUUUGGAAACUACCAGAUUGGGCAUAUUUGAAGGACCACGUGAUACCAAAGGCACAAGUAGAAGAAACUCCAAAGCUUCGACUGGUUCAAGCUUAUUUUGCCCUUCACGAUAGAAAUUCAAAUGGCGUCGGAGAUGCUGAUAACAUAGUUGGGAAAGGCGUUGAUCUUGCCUUGGAACAGUGGUGGCAGUUGCCUGAAAUGUCUGUUCAUGCUAGAGUGCCUUUACUGCAGCAAUUCCAACAGCUAGUUGAGGUUCAGGAGUCUGCUAGAAUUUAUGUUGACGUCGCAAAUGGGAACAAAGUUGCAGGAAAUGCAGCUGUCGGACUGGGAAAUCGUUAUGCAGAUCUGAAAGAUAUUCUUGAGACUUGGAGGCUGAGGACUCCAAAUGAAUGGGACAAUAUGACAGUCUGGUAUGAUAUGCUGCAGUGGAGGAAUGAAAUGUAUAAUGUUGUUAUUGAGGCGUUUAAGGACUUUGCUACUUCAAAUUCUCAACUCCAUCACCUUGGGUUCCGUGACAAAGCAUGGAACGUCAAUAAGCUUGCCAGGAUAGCACGGAAACAAGGGCUUUAUGAUGUUUGUGUACAGAUACUUGAAAAAAUGUAUGGACACUCGACAAUGGAAGUACAGGAAGCCUUUGUUAAAAUUAGAGAGCAGGCAAAAGCUUAUCUGGAAAUGAAGGGAGAGCGUGCUAGUGGUCUGAAUCUGAUCAAUAGCACAAAUUUGGAGUAUUUUCCAGAUAAGAUCAAAGCAGAGAUCUUUCGUCUGAAGGGGGAUUUUCAUUUGAAAUUAAAUGACACCGAAGGUGCUAAUAUCGCAUAUUCCAAUGCAAUCAGCCUGUUCAAGAAUUUGCCCAAAGGAUGGAUAAGCUGGGGAAACUAUUGUGACAUGGCCUACCAAGAAACACAAGAUGAAAUCUGGCUUGAAUAUGCUGUCAGUUGCUUUCUUCAGGGUAUAAGAUUUGGAGUUUCCAAUUCCAGAAGUCACAUAGCUCGUGUUCUUUAUCUUCUUAGCUUCGAUACAGCGAAUGAACCUGUUGGCAGGGUGUUUGAUAAACACUUAGAACAAGUUCCUCAUUGGGUGUGGCUUUCUUGGAUCCCACAGCUGUUGCUUUCCCUACAAAGAACUGAAGCACCCCAUUGCAAAUUGGUGUUAUUGAAAAUUGCUUCAGUCUUCCCACAGGCUCUCUAUUACUGGUUGCGCACAUACUUACUGGAGCGACGCGAUGCGGUAAAUAAGUCUGAACUUGGCAGAUUGGUUUUGGCUCAAAGAAUGCAGCAGCAAAAUGCUUCUGGUGUAGCGGCUCACGGUGGAGGCAAUUUACCAUCGGAAACUCAAAUCCAUCAAGGCGCUCAAACUAGCGGAGCCAGUGGAACCCAUGACAGUGGUAACCCACAUGGGCAAGAAAGUGAACGCUCCACCGCAGAAAAUAAUGCCCAUCCCGGGAAUGAUCAAUCGAUGCACCAAAGCAACUCUACUAUUAAUGAAAACAAUGAAAACACAGCGAGGCGGAAUGGUGCAUCCUUGGCAUUCUCUGCUGCGGGUGCUUUUGACGCUGCCAAGGAUAUCAUGGAAGCUCUUAGGAGUAAACAUAACAACUUAGCCAGUGAACUCGAGGUUCUUCUCACGGAAAUAGGUUCGAGAUUUGUUACAUUACCAGAAGAAAGAUUGCUGGCUGUUGUGAAUGCUCUGUUGCAUCGCUGCUACAAGUAUCCAACUGCCACCACUGCUGAGGUUCCCCAACCGCUCAAAAAGGAACUGUCGGGUGUCUGCAGAGCUUGUUUCUCGGCAGAUGCUGUGACCAAACAUGUCGAAUUCGUGAAAGAGUACAAACAGGAUUUUGAGCGUCACCUUGAUCCAGAAAGUACAGCAACGUUCCCGGUCACGCUUGCUGAGCUGACAACACGACUGAAAAAAUGGAAAAACAUACUUCAGAGCAACGUUGAAGACAGGUUUCCGGCUGUGCUAAGAUUGGAAGAUGAAAGCAGGGUAUUGCGUGACUUUAAUGUUGUUGACGUGGAGAUCCCAGGACAGUAUUUUGCUGAUCAGGAAGUAGCGCCUGAUCAUACAGUGAAGUUGGAUAGGGUUGGAGCAGAUGUACCUAUUGUUCGAAGGCAUGGAAGCAGCUUCAGGCGGCUGACUCUUAUUGGCUCAGAUGGCUCGCAAAAGCAUUUUAUAGUCCAGACAUCACUGACGCCUAAUGCCAGAAGUGAUGAACGCAUCUUGCAGCUUUUCCGUGUGAUGAACCAAAUGUUUGAUAAGCAUAAGGAAUCAAGAAGGCGACACAUUGGUAUCCACACUCCAAUCAUCAUUCCUGUCUGGUCUCAGGUCCGGAUGGUUGAGGAUGAUCUCAUGUACAACACCCUCUUAGAGGUGUAUGAGAAUCACUGUGCACGUAAUGACCGAGAGGCAGAUCUUCCGAUAAACCACUUCAAGGAGCAACUCAAUCAAGCUAUAUCAGGGCAAGUCACAGCAGAGGCAAUAGGAGAUCUUCGUCUGCAGGCUUACAGCGACAUCACAAAGACCUUGGUCAACGACAGUAUAUUCUCUCAGUACAUGUACAAAACGUUGAUGAGCGGAAGCCAUAUGUGGGCUUUCAAGAAGCAGUUCGCAGUCCAGCUAGCUGUCUCCAGCUUCAUGUCCUUCAUGCUACAAAUCGGCGGGAGGUCCCCGAACAAGGUCUUGUUCGCGAAAAACACCGGGAAAAUGUUCCAGACUGAUUUUCACCCUGCCUAUGACGCCAACGGGAUGAUCGAGUUCAACGAACCCGUACCUUUCCGCCUCACAAGGAACAUGCAAGCUUUCUUCUCUCAGUUUGGAGUCGAAGGUCUUCUCAUGUCAUCCAUGUGCUCAGCAGCUCAAGCAGUCAUCUCCUCCAAGCAAAACGAUCAUCUUCGGUAUCAACUGGCUAUGUUCUUCCGUGAUGAACUGCUGUCUUGGUUCGGAAGAAGACCUCUUGGUGUGCCGAUUCCGCCUGUUGGAGGAAUCGCUACGUUGAACUCAGCCGAGCUCAAGGACAAAGUUAACUCCAACGUGAAAGAGGUUAUUGGUCGGAUCAGAGGAAUAGCCCCACAGUACUUUUCCGAAGAGGACGAGAACAUCGUGGAGCCGCCACAGUCGGUGCAAAGAGGAGUGAACGAGUUGGUGGAGGCAGCCUUGUCGCCUCGCAACUUGUGUAUGAUGGACCCAACAUGGCAUCCUUGGUUCUAACUUCCAUUAUUAGUUUAUAGAUUAUUUGUGUUUGUAAAUAUUUUAACUCUGUAAUGUAUUUAUCACUCCUUUGGUUAAUGACGAUGUUUAGUGACAUUUUCUGUACUAAUAUAAAAUGUACUUUUGCCAAGUUUUCUUUUUUCAACUGUUCUCCAAAAAUGUCGUGAGAGUUGUAAAGAAGAUUAUAAGCAACGAUCAAGAACAAUAUUUCAUUUAUCAAAUCAUUGGAUGCAUUUUUAGUUUUAAA